Messenger RNA from Labrus mixtus (cuckoo wrasse), 2013 nucleotides. It is a transcript of the gene slc30a9, whose product is annotated as solute carrier family 30 member 9. Lineage: Eukaryota; Metazoa; Chordata; Actinopteri; Labriformes; Labridae. The transcript has 18 exons. The record is from RefSeq and is a predicted model, not a curated record. Gene Ontology annotation, molecular function: monoatomic cation transmembrane transporter activity. Gene Ontology annotation, biological process: transmembrane transport; positive regulation of transcription by RNA polymerase II; zinc ion transport. Gene Ontology annotation, cellular component: nucleus; membrane. The coding region runs from base 146 to 1852 and encodes 568 amino acids.
UCAGAGGUUCUCGACAUGGAUCCAGAUUAUGCAGAACAGAAGUCUCCAUAGAAAGACCUGGUCCCUGUAUCGGUCUGACAGCUAGUCUCUGACUCCUCACAGCUACUUCCUGCACAGAACCGAUCCGAGCCGAGCUACCGCCAGGAUGUUCCCGAGCCUGGCCCACAGACCAUGGCACGUCUUCUGCAGGGUCUCCAUGCAGCACAGGGCCCCCCUGUCUCAACGGACCCCGAGGUUCCCCCAGCCGACCUACGGUUGUCAGAGUGGAGGGAUUCACAGUCUGUGGUUCAGCUUCCCAGACUGUCGCGUCACGGCGCUGGCGCUCGGUAAGGUUCACUUCUACUCGACGUCGGGGAGCGGUAAAGACGGUCCUCCAACACCUGCAGCAGGUGAAGCUCCGUCAGCAGAGAAGGUGUUGUCUGCUGCAGCAGGCUCCUCCCCUAAAGGCCUGACUAAAGCCGAGACCAUCCAUGUGAAAGUUCGUGCGGUCCUGAAGAAACGAGAAUACGGAGCCAAAUACACUCAGAACAACUUCAUCACGGCGGUCCGAGCCAUGAACGAGUUCUGCCUUAAACCCAGUGACCUCGAGCAGCUUCGUAAGAUCAGACGGCGGAGCCCCCACGACGACACGGAGGCUUUCACCGUGUUUCUGCGCUCCGACGUGGAGGCCAAAGCCAUCGACGUCUGGGGGAGCCACGAAGCUUUGGCCCGAGAGAGAAACCUCAGGAAGGAGGUGGAGAAGGAAUACCAAGAGAAUAUUUUCCGGAACCAGCAGCUGCUGAAGGAAUACAAAGACUUCUGGGGAAACACCAAGCCUCGAUCAGGGCAGAGGGCCACUUUUCUCCAGGGGCCGGGGAAGGUGGUGAUGGUCGCUAUCUGCAUCAACGGGCUGAACUUCUUCUUCAAGCUGCUGGCGUGGGUCUACACGGGCUCAGCCAGCAUGUUCUCAGAGGCCAUCCACUCUCUGGCCGACACCUGCAACCAGGCUCUGCUCGCACUCGGGAUCAGCCAGUCGGUCCGCAACCCUGACGCCGUGCACCCGUACGGCUUCUCCAACAUGCGCUACAUCGCCUCGCUCAUCAGCGGCGUGGGGAUCUUCAUGAUGGGAGCUGGCCUCUCCUGGUACCAUGGCAUCAUGGGACUGCUGCACCCUGAACCCAUGGAGUCUCUGUUGUGGGCGUACUGUAUUCUAGCGGGUUCUCUGGUGUCUGAAGGAGCCACGCUACUCGUAGCCAUCAACGAGAUCAAGAAGAGCGCCCGGCAGCAGGAAGUGUCUUUUUAUGAAUACGUGAUGCAGAGUCGAGACCCCAGCACCAACGUGGUGCUGCUGGAGGACGCCGCCGCCGUCUUAGGAGUCAUCAUGGCGGCCGGGUGCAUGGGGCUCACCUCUCUCACUGGUAACCCUCACUACGACAGUCUGGGCUCUCUGGGCGUCGGCACGCUGCUGGGCUGCGUCUCCGCCUUCCUCAUCUACUCCAACACGGAGGCUCUGCUGGGACGCUCCAUCCAGCCCGAGCGUGUGCAGAAGCUGACCGAGUUCCUGGAGAACGACCCCGCUGUAAGGGCGAUCCACGACGUGAAGGCCACGGACAUCGGGCUGAGUAAAGUGCGCUUCAAGGCCGAGGUCGACUUCGAUGGUCGAGUGGUGACGCGCUCUUAUCUGGAGAAACAAGACAUCGACCAAAUCCUCAACGACAUCCAGCAGGUGAAAACCCCCGAGGAGCUCGAGAGCUUCAUGCUGAAACACGGAGAGAACAUCAUCGACACGCUGGGCGCCGAGGUCGACCGCCUGGAGAAAGAACUCAAGCAACGGAACCCGGAGGUUCGUCAUGUAGACCUGGAGAUUCUCUGAGAGGACGCCACGCUGGAACCCGGAGGAGGUGAAAGGACGGCCUUCGUCUGCCCCCCCCCCCGUCCCCGCCAUCACACAACGCCAUCUCUGCACGAGUCGUCUUACUGUAGAUAUAUUACCCCGGACACACGAGGAGACCCAGACCUGCAGGAUCCAGAUCC